AUCUAUCACUUGCUACGACUGAGAUUGCUCGGUUAAAUCUCCUUCAAUCAAACUCAUAUAAAUAUACUCCUUUCUAGUUAUCACAUUCAUAUGCACUUCUAGUACAACCUAUCCAUAUAACUACCUGGUCAAGCAAUCAUCAUCAUCAUCAUUAGAAUCAUGUACUCUGUUGCAUCUCUUCUCAUCUUUAUCUUCCUCUGCAUGCAUGCCUGUAUCGCUCGCCAUCUUCCGCUUUUCGAUAAGGAUUUCCCCCAACAAAUUUUUCCAGCCAAGAUGGCUAAGGUUGUCAACUUUAAGAUGAAUCAAGACGAAGAUACAAAUGCAAACAAGAGCCUGGUUGAGAAAAGUGUUCAUAAUGCCGACGAGGACAGUGCAGACAUUCCAGACGCAGCAAAGGAAACUGAUACUUCUCAGCAGGAAAAAACUCAUGAAGAUCACAGAGGGAGUGAGAUUGAUGUGUCACUGUCCGAAAAAAGGAUUGAUGAGUCAAUGUCAUCCCCCAACAGGAUUGAUCAGCCAACCUCUCAAAAUGCAAAACAACUUCUGGCAGAGGGCUCAAAAUCGCGAAGACCAUACGAGGAAGAGGAGGCUCUAAAUGAGGGAGUGGAGGAAAGGCUUGUGGUUCUGGAGAAGGAUUAUAGCCCACCACAGCGGAAAACACCAAUUCACAACAAAUAAAUCUCUCCUCUGGAACUAUAUAUGCAUUCAUAGAUUUGAAUGCUGUUGUGAUACUUAUCUAAUAUAUUAGUACAUGAUUGCAUAUUCAAGAUGGUAGAUUAAUGUAAUAUAGUGGUGAGUACUGAGUAUCUGUAAUAUAUAUAUCCAGAAUGCAGAAGCUGACUUGCUAAAUAAAUGAGAAGAGCACUAUUUCUAAUUAUUUGAU
Daucus carota subsp. sativus is the source of this 883-nucleotide messenger RNA. RefSeq lists its product as uncharacterized. The record is from RefSeq and is a predicted model, not a curated record. Lineage: Eukaryota; Viridiplantae; Streptophyta; Magnoliopsida; Apiales; Apiaceae. The coding region runs from base 160 to 678 and encodes 172 amino acids. The transcript has 4 exons.